AUGCCGGCUCCGUCGGCCGCGGUGUCAUCAGGGGGCGAUUGCGUGUUCCAUUCGCCGGCGUUCGUUUCGCGCGGGUGGCGCGGGGACGGGCCCGCAGCGGAGGUGGACCACGCACCCGGAGCCACGGCCCCCGCAGAGCCGCUCUGGACGCCGACGCCAGAUGGGCAGAUCGAGGCGAUACCUCUCCCUGCGUGGGUCUUCACGAAUCACGCGAACGAAGGCCCGGGGCACCACGAGCGCGCGCCGCCGGGCGGGGAGAAGUACUUUGCGCGCAAGCUGACUCUGGCCCGCCUGGUGUCGCACAACAUCUUUGAUAGCUGGGACGACGACGGGGUGUCCAGCGGGCCGUCGACGCCGUUGCGGCCGAGCGCCGUCGUCGCCGAUACGGAGACGAACGGCACGGAGGCGUUCGGGACGGAGCCGAGCGGGGCUGAGCCGAGUGCGCCGCUGAAGGCUGAGCCUGUGGCGGCGUGUGCGCUGCAGCGGGCGUCGGUGACGAGCGACGACGGGGCCGAGGCGCUCGCAGUGUUCGAGAUCGAGAGGGAGAAGAUACGCGCGUACAACAGGAUAUACGGAGCGAGCGUGGAGCAAGCGGCGGAGCUGCCGCUGCUGCCGGUCGCGCCGUGGCACGAGGGGGAGUCGGGGUACUUGGGGUCUCUGACAGCGAGUCAGACUGCGGCGCUGGAACACCUCCGGGCGCGGUUUCCGGUGUCGCAGCUGAUGCACACGGACCACGACAUGCUGCGCUUCCUGCGCGCGCGCGACUUCGACCAGAAGGAGACGGAGAGAAUGUAUCGGAAAUUCCUAUCUAAGUAUCUCGCGGAGAUGCAGGUCUCGCCGAGCCCGGUCGUGCGCCCGAUCUUCUGCUACCCGACCGAGCUCCUGGACCAGAUCCAGCGCGUGCGCGCGCGCCCCGGCGCCCUGACUCAGCGGCUGCGGGGGGUGUACGGGACCUACAUCCAGGCGGUGGUCAUCGGCACGUGCAGGGGGGGCCGGCCCGUGAUUUGGCAGCGGGCGAAGGAGACGCUGCGGCGGCGGUACGGGCACCGCACGAGCCUGAACGACAGGCUGCUGCUGCAGGCGUCCUCGCAGGAGGCGGUGCGGCUGAUGUGCCACAUGGAGUCGGCCGCGCGCGGGUACAACGUCGAGGACGUGAUCAUGGUGCUCGACAUGGCGCACGUGUCGCCGGUGGGGAUGCUCAAGCACCUGACGUCACCCGCGACGAAGCAGGAGUCCGGCGUCGCUCUGGACUUCUUCCCGGAGACGCUCUCGAAGAUCCUCAUCAUCAACGUCCCGCGCGGCUGCGGCAUGCUCUGGAACGUCGUGUCAAUACUCCUCCCCCCCAAAACCAAACGCAAGAUCAGCAUGGUCGGCGGGAACCCCGGAAAGACCCUCUGCGGCCUCAUCGGGGCGGAGAACGUUCCCGCGAUGUACGGCGGGGAUCUCGAGUGGGAGUGGCCCGAGAUGCGGGACGUGGGGGAGUGGGAGGACUUUUGCGCCAGGUCCGCCCAGCUCGAGGGGAGGGGGGAGUUAUUCUCCGACUCAGGGGACGAGGACGGGCCCGGAGGGGAGGGCUUCGACGCGGAGGGCGCGCUCCUGGGCCCGUUCGCGUCGCCGCGUGUGUCGAUCGGCAUGCCACCGAGCCCCCUCGACCGGGCACGUGACGACGGAGCCCGCGCGCGCCCCACAGUGCCAGUGCCGGCCUGA
Messenger RNA from Pedinophyceae sp. YPF-701, 1707 nucleotides. Lineage: Eukaryota; Viridiplantae; Chlorophyta; Pedinophyceae. The record is from the annotation of a GenBank genome assembly.